Messenger RNA from Westerdykella ornata, 1114 nucleotides. RefSeq names its product inorganic phosphate transport PHO88. Gene Ontology annotation, cellular component: endoplasmic reticulum; mitochondrion. Lineage: Eukaryota; Fungi; Ascomycota; Dothideomycetes; Pleosporales; Sporormiaceae. The record is from RefSeq and is a predicted model, not a curated record. The transcript is spliced from 4 exons. Gene Ontology annotation, biological process: protein targeting to ER. The coding region runs from base 306 to 881 and encodes 191 amino acids.
CAAUGAAUACCUCAUGCAUUUCAAUCCGGAAGUGCGCAAAGAUUCUCACAGUCUCUUCAUUGAGAGACUACCCGGGCUAAAUUCUACUGAUCUUGAAUUCAAGGAGGAAAAAGGGGGCAUAUGAAUUUACUCCUUUUUUUGGUCUACUGUCUACCUUCCGUGAAUGUGUCCUUUUGGUCGGCCCCGCCAAGACGCUUAAAUAAUAACACCGAACCAAAAAGUCCUCAACACCAGCGGCGUUGGAUUGAUCUUCUACCUCGUCCUGCGCCGCACUCCCUCAAGAGCAUUCGCUUUACCAGUUCAUCAUGGCUCUCAACCCCCAGGUUACCAACCUCGUCAUCAUUUUGGCGUUUAUGCAAAUAUCCAAGAGGAUACCGUUCGAUGAUCCAAAUGUCCUGAAUGCGGUCCGCGCCCUCUACGUCGUCUCCAACCUUGUCAUCGCCGGCAUCUACCUCUACGUCCAGGCGCAAAUCAACAAGGAGAAUGACAUGACCGUCGUGAAAUACGUCGAGCCCGCGCCCAUGGGAUCCGGCGAGGAACCCAAAUUCGUCGCCACGACCGUCAAAGCGUACGACCUGCAACAAUUGCGUCAGCUGUUCAAGAACCAGCUCAUGGGCGUCGGCAUGAUGGCCUUCAUGCACUUGUACCUGAAAUACACAAACCCGCUCCUCAUCCAGUCCAUCAUUCCUCUGAAGGGCGCCUUCGAGGGCAACCUGGUCAAGAUCCAUCUGUUGGGUCAUCCCGCGACGGGCGAUCUCCAGCGCCCGUGGAAGGUGGCCUCCGGCUUCAUGGGUGCGAUGCAGGGUGGUGAGAUCAAGACGGAUAAGAAGAGUAUCGAGGCGGCUGAGAGGGCUGGACGUGGUGGCGUCAAGGAUGAGUAAAACGCCUCCCGGUUUCAUGAGCGGCUGUGCGGGCUGGGCUUGGGCUUCUGGCUGCUAUUGGUUAUACUCCGCGAUGUGUUCUUCUUGAUCAAACCCUCUGCAUCUUCCUCUGUGCGUGUACGAUACAUAGAGUCGCGUGGCUUUGCCUCUGAAAAUGUUCUCUGAGGACGUAUAGAAUUUGCAUUCCUCAAUCUUAUCAGAUUUGCUAGACCUGCUUCGACUCGUCUACGAGC